This is a messenger RNA of Exophiala dermatitidis NIH/UT8656, 2234 nucleotides long. Its product is annotated as YEATS domain-containing protein 4. The record is from RefSeq and is a predicted model, not a curated record. Gene Ontology annotation, biological process: regulation of DNA-templated transcription. The transcript has a single exon. Bases 256 to 993 code for a protein of 245 amino acids. Lineage: Eukaryota; Fungi; Ascomycota; Eurotiomycetes; Chaetothyriales; Herpotrichiellaceae.
CUGCGGCGACCUUCGUUACGACGUGAAUGCCACCCGCGAGCGACUUCAAGUUCAUCUCGCGUGCCAUCCAAUACCCCCAUCCAUAAGAUGGCCGCUGGGAAGUCUCAUAUGGACUUUAGUAGAUACUAAUAUAGCCAACCACACGACGACGAGCGGCCUAUCCUCACUUUACAUUCGUCUUGUUGCGACUGGCUCCCUUACUACCUCCGUUGCUAUUCUCUCACAUAAACUCGCUGGACGAUCUCGCCAAUCACCAUGCCUGCUCCGACUGGAACCAAGCGCGUUCGAGGUGUUCAAGUCUACCGCCCUUUCAUCUAUGGCACUGAAGCUGUCCCCUUUGAUCCCGAGAACCGUCCCAAAGAUGCCCCUGCGGAUCAUACGCACAGAUGGAAGGUCUUCGUUCGUGGAGUCAACGGCGAGGAUAUUUCGUACUGGCUCCGGAAAGUUCAGUUCAAACUUCACGAUACGUACGCUAACAGCGUGCGGAUGAUCGAAAGUCCACCCUUCGAAGUGGAAGAGACUGGAUGGGGUGAAUUCGAGAUUGCGAUUAAAUUCUAUUUCGUCCCAGAGAGCAUGGAAAAGCCCCAACAGAUUUGGCAUGGCCUUAAAUUGCACCCAUACCAUGGUGACAUUGAACAGCAAAAGAGGGACAGAAGUAUGAUUUCCAGUGUGUGCUACGAAGAGGUUCUCUUCAACGAGCCUGUCGAGGCGUUCUACGACAUCUUGACCGGCGGCACCCAAGGAACAAAAUCAAAGAGUGGCAAGGGAAGCAAAGGGACGAUCAAAGCUCCACCUACAGCGGAAAUUCCUCUAAAGAGUACCCCGGGGAACAAAUUCAGCAGAGAGGAGGAGAAUAAAGAGCUCGACCGCUUGACCGAGGCGGUGAAGACAGUGCAGAAGCUGAUCGCGGAGGAAAAGACCAAGUUGGUCGAGCAGGAAGCGAAGCUUCAAGAACUAGAAAAGACCGAAGGAAAACCUGUCAAGAAGAAGUGAACACGCCUUUCUACCCGCGCAUGGAGUUUGUACUCCGAGAUAUAUGCCAUGAGAAGCUGCCGGACAACUUAUAAUCGGGCCCUGGGAGCCUGGGAUCCCUUGACAAGUUCGACAAUCUUCUCCGCCGCGCCCCAGCUCAACUCAUAGCCACGUCCGCCGGCACCGUAUCCAUGGACGAUUGUCUUUCUGGGAGAUAUCACCUCGGUUUCGAUACGAUAACCGCCUUCGCGCCAUGGCCUUCUUCCAACAUUAUCCUUUACCACGUCGAAUUUAUCGACCGAGUCGACGAAAUCCGGAUAAUAGCGAACACUCUGCUGCAGCAACUUUUGUCGGGUUUCCGGUCUUGGACUUGUCUCCGGGUCAUCCAACUCUUUUGUUCCGCCCACGAUUGUCCCUCCGCCACAAGGACGAGGGAUAAGGAAAGCCCAAGUCCCAUCGCGGUUCUGCCGCGUCACCGUCUUAUCGUAUUGCUGCUUGACCAGCACGGUCUGACCACGGAUAUAUUUCACCUUGGGAUCCUGGUCGAAAUUGCGACCAGAACAAUUGACGAUCGUGUGGACUCUACCGAUGUUUUUCAGCUGGGCGAAUUCAAACACCUCCGCCGCGCUCGAUAGUCGGUGUUGCAGGAUUCUGCCUCCCCUGGAAACAAAGCGGUUCGCCAGCCAUUCGCAGUAUAUUUUCACAUUGACGCAGUAGGUCUGAUACUGGCAACCCCAUUUCGCGCCCUCGGGCAGUGCAGCCUGAUCGAGGAUGCGGAACUCGUCAUUCGGGAAUGCAUAUAUGUCCCCGGUCUUUAGGGCCAGCACCUCCUUCGGAGGAUCCUCGAGGUAUUCGACUCCCAGGAGAAGUUCGACGCCUGCCUCUGGGUUCUGCUUUGCGAUCUGUUGCAUCCUUUGCGCGGUCCUGUGUGCCAGCCUCGUUUCUUGUUGCAGCUGUGGCGUCGACCCUGGCACGGGGCGGUAGUGUGCUCCUGCCCACAUUGAAGCAUAGUCGGCCGAAGGCGAUGAUGUGCUUGGAGUUUCGGAGGCGAUGAUGACAAUGGGCGUCUCGGGAUAGUCGGCCUGCAAGAGUGUCGCGACGGAGAGGCCUGUAACGCCCGCUCCGAUGAUAAUGAUAGGGUCUUUUGAGGAUGACAUUUUUGCCCUGACCUGCCCUGCCUUUCGGAGAGUCGAUGUGAAUGGAUCUAGUAUAUAGAGAGAUAGAGAGGUUUAUAGAAAAAACACCUUUCUCUUCAGUGCCAA